AUGAAGGUUCUUCUUAUCGGCGCAACCGGAAAUCUUGGUGUGCGACUUGUCGCAGCACUCCUCACCCAUGGCCAUGUAGUGGUCGCAUAUGUCCGUUCAGCAAACAAGCUCGAAUCUCUCCUUCCAACGAGCAUAUACAGCCAGAUCACUGUCGUUGAAGGGAACGCCAAAGAUUCAUCUUUGAUCAGUCGGGCAAUCCUUGAACAUAACUGCGAAGCGGUUGUCAACUCUGCUGGCCUAGCAGCCAUGGCGCCUUGGAAGAGAAACGAUCUGCCAGAAAUCUUCUCCGCAGUGCUCAAAGGUGUUCAAAAAGCUGGAGUCCAAAGGAACGAACCUCUACGAGCCUGGUUCCUCGGAGGGUUGGGCGUACUGCAGUUCCCUGGGACAGACACGAUGCUCUCAAAUUACGUUCCCAUAUUUCUUGAGCAUCGCCAAAACAUAAAGCUUCUCAGAGCACUGCCACCUCGCUCGGUUGAAUGGUCCCUACUGUGUCCAAGCACCAUGACAGCCGAGAACCUACAGGUCAGCGUACCGGCAAAGUCUAUCCACAACAAACUGACAGCCAAUUCCACCUCGCCUCCUCUGUGGCAGGAUUCGUGGCUCAAGCACAUCCCAUUCCUCGGAAAGCUGAUCUUGGCUGCCAUGAAUGCCCCGAGAUAUGACACAACUUUGGAACAGAACGCCGAUUUCAUUGCCAGCGAUUUGACAGAUCGCGAGAGCCGUUGGAUUGGGGUACCAGUUGGAGUCAUUGAUGCGACGAAGUAG
Molecule: messenger RNA, 765 nt
Organism: Aureobasidium namibiae CBS 147.97
Lineage: Eukaryota; Fungi; Ascomycota; Dothideomycetes; Dothideales; Saccotheciaceae
Product: NAD(P)-binding protein
Exons: 2
Coding region: 1-765 (254 amino acids)
Source: RefSeq, a predicted model, not a curated record